AUGACUGGAAACCAGAACCCCGGAAACUUUGCCAACCGCCCCAAGGAGGAGGUUCAGGAGAUCGCCUCCAAGGGCGGACAAGCCAGCCACAAUAGCGGUUUUGCCAGCAUGGAUCCCGAUAAGCAGCGCGAAAUCGCUUCCGAAGGUGGUAAGGCGUCUUCGGGUUCGUUCGAGCCGGGCAGUGAAAGGGCGCGCGAGGCUGGUCGAAAGGGCGGCUCAAAAUAA
Ustilaginoidea virens is the source of this 225-nucleotide messenger RNA. RefSeq lists its product as uncharacterized. The coding region runs from base 1 to 225 and encodes 74 amino acids. The transcript is spliced from 3 exons. The record is from RefSeq and is a predicted model, not a curated record. NCBI's taxonomy places the organism in Eukaryota, Fungi, Ascomycota, Sordariomycetes, Hypocreales, Clavicipitaceae.